This is a messenger RNA of Capra hircus (goat), 1784 nucleotides long. It is a transcript of the gene TUSC3, whose product is annotated as tumor suppressor candidate 3. Bases 209 to 1255 code for a protein of 348 amino acids. The transcript has 11 exons. Lineage: Eukaryota; Metazoa; Chordata; Mammalia; Artiodactyla; Bovidae. Gene Ontology annotation, cellular component: oligosaccharyltransferase complex. The record is from RefSeq and is a predicted model, not a curated record.
UUUCCAGGUCUCCUCUCCCGGUGAACCGGAUGCGCCGUCAGUUUUCUCCUCAGCGUCCUCCGCUGGUUUCCCACUGCCCGGCGAGGCCGUAGGCAUCCACGGGGGCACGGGCAGGGGGCUCCCGGAGGCUGGCCUGGCAGGUAUAGGGCGCCGGUAGGAGCUGGGCGCGCACGGUUACCGCGCGUGGAGGAGACACUGCCCUGCGGCGAUGGGUGCCAGGGGCGCUCCUUCACGCCGGAGGCAGGCGGGGCGGCGGCCGCGGUAUCUCCCCACCGGGAGCUUUCCCUUCCUCCUCCUCCUGCUGCUCCUGUGCAUCCAGCUCGGCGGAGGACAGAAGAAAAAGGAGAAUCUUUUAGCCGAGAAAGUAGAACAGCUGAUGGAAUGGAGUUCGAGGCGCUCAGUCUUCCGAAUGAAUGGUGACAAAUUCCGGAAGUUCAUAAAGGCCCCACCUCGAAACUAUUCCAUGAUUGUUAUGUUCACCGCUCUUCAACCCCAGCGCCAGUGUUCUGUGUGCAGACUAGCUAACGAAGAAUAUCAGAUACUGGCUAACUCCUGGCGCUAUUCAUCUGCCUUUUGUAACAAACUCUUCUUCAGUAAAGUGGACUAUGAUGAGGGAACAGACAUUUUUCAACAGCUCAACAUUAACUCCGCUCCUACGUUCAUGCAUUUUCCUCCAAAAGGCAGACCUAAGAGAGCUGAUACUUUUGACCUUCAAAGAAUUGGAUUUGGUGCUGAACAACUAGCAAAGUGGAUUGCUGACAGAACGGAUGUUCAUAUUCGUGUCUUCAGGCCACCCAACUACUCUGGCACCAUUGCUUUGGCUUUGUUGGUGUCACUUGUGGGUGGUUUGCUCUAUUUAAGAAGGAACAACUUGGAGUUCAUCUAUAACAAGACUGGUUGGGCCAUGGUGUCUCUGUGUAUAGUCUUUGCUAUGACUUCUGGCCAGAUGUGGAAUCACAUCCGUGGACCACCAUAUGCUCAUAAAAACCCACACAAUGGACAAGUGAGCUACAUUCAUGGGAGCAGCCAGGUCCAAUUCGUGGCAGAGUCACACAUUAUUCUGGUACUAAAUGCUGCUAUCACCAUGGGGAUGGUUCUUCUAAAUGAAGCGGCAACAUCCAAGGGAGAUGUUGGAAAAAGACGGAUUAUUUGUCUCGUGGGAUUAGGCCUGGUGGUCUUCUUCUUCAGUUUUUUACUUUCAAUAUUUCGUUCCAAGUACCACGGCUACCCUUACAGUGAUCUGGACUUUGAGUGAGAAGAUGAGAUUUGGACCAUGGCACUUUAAAACUGUAACUUCAGCUUUUUAAUUAAGUGAAGCCGAGUGGGAUUUGCAUUAAGUGACUGUUUACCAUGAAGACAAAGUGUCCCAGACAUACUAGUUCCAAUUCUUGAGUCCAUUUCCUUGCUGAUUGUGAUAAUCCAGCUGUUUCUUGUACAAUUUUUUUUUUUAAUGUGAGUUUUCCUAGUAAACUUAAUUUAUAGACACGGAUGGUUAAAUUUAACAUGGAAUGAACAAAGGCAACAGUGAAGAGUUUUUCCAGCAAAUUAUAGUCUAUGUAUGCUAUAGAUCGAAAUAAACAACAAUGUAAUUAUGAAUUCAUGCUUUUAAGCUGUUCACUCAUUAGUAAAGAAAACUAUAAUGUUAGUAAAGGAGAAACUAUGAAAUGUAUCCUCAAAAAUUCUUGGGAUUGUACAGAGAGAGGUGUAUGCAUGAAAAUAUGUCAUGUACUGAAAAAUUAUACUUUCCUCAGUCUCAGUAUAAAGGAUGUGUAUGGUUACAAAUA